CUGUGUCUGGACCUCGGGUCACGACCCCGGAAGCACACCCUCCCCUUUGCCCCUAGCAGACAUGGCGGCGGUGGCUGCGGCUCGAGGGGUGCUUCUGCCCGCGGCGCGGCGGCGCCUCUGGGGGUUCGCCGAGAAACUCUUGGUGCGGGAUGCCGCGGGGCGGCCCCCGCAUUUUGGAGGGAGCAGGUGGAGAAGUACACAGGCUGCACCGCAAGUUGUUCUCAACGUCCCCGAGACCCGAGUGACGCGUCUGGAAAACGGACUCCGAGUGGCCUCGGAAGACUCGGGGCUGUCCACGUGCACCGUUGGGCUGUGGAUUGACGCUGGAAGUCGAUACGAAAAUGAGAAGAAUAACGGGACAGCCCACUUUCUGGAGCACAUGGCUUUCAAGGGCACCAAAAAGAGAUCCCAGUUAGAUCUGGAACUCGAGAUAGAAAACAUGGGUGCACACCUCAAUGCCUAUACCUCCAGGGAGCAGACUGUGUAUUAUGCCAAAGCGUUCUCCAAAGAUUUGCCAAGAGCUGUAGAAAUCCUUGCUGAUAUAAUACAGAACAGCACAUUGGGAGAAGCCGAGAUUGAACGUGAGCGUGGCGUAAUCCUCAGAGAGAUGCAGGAAGUGGAAACUAAUUUACAGGAAGUUGUUUUUGAUUAUCUUCAUGCCACAGCUUAUCAAAAUACUGCACUCGGUCGGACAAUUCUGGGACCAACUGAGAAUAUCAAGUCUAUAAAUCGUAAGGACUUGGUGGAUUAUAUCACCACCCAUUAUAAGGGCCCGAGAAUAGUGCUUGCUGCGGCUGGAGGUGUUUCCCAUGAUGAACUGCUUGAGUUAGCGAAGUUUCAUUUUGGUGACUCUUUGUGCACACACACAGGAGAUGUACCAGCUCUGCCUCCUUGCAAAUUCACAGGAAGUGAGAUUCGUGUGAGGGAUGACAAGAUGCCUUUGGCACACCUUGCCAUAGCUGUGGAAGCUGUUGGUUGGGCACAUCCGGAUACAAUCUGCCUCAUGGUUGCAAACACGCUGAUUGGCAACUGGGAUCGUUCUUUCGGAGGAGGGAUGAAUUUAUCUAGCAAGCUGGCUCAGCUCACCUGUCAUGGCAACCUGUGCCAUAGCUUCCAGUCCUUCAACACUUCUUACACGGAUACCGGACUGUGGGGACUCUAUACGGUUUGUGAACCAGGCACAGUUGCAGACAUGCUACAUGUUGUUCAAAAAGAAUGGAUGCGACUCUGUACAAGUGUCACUGAAAGUGAAGUUGCACGAGCCAAAAAUCUUCUGAAAACAAACAUGUUGCUGCAGCUUGAUGGUUCAACUCCAAUUUGUGAAGAUAUUGGUAGGCAAAUGCUAUGCUAUAAUAGAAGAAUUCCUAUUCCUGAGCUUGAAGCAAGAAUUGAUGCUGUGAAUGCGGAGACAGUUCGAGAAGUAUGCACCAGAUACAUUUAUGAUAAGAGUCCAGCUAUUGCUGCUGUUGGUCCCAUUGAGCAACUACCAGAUUUUAACCAGAUUUGCCAUAACAUGCGCUGGCUUCAUGAUUAACAUGCUCCUAAAUCAAGACCUCUGGAACGAUAUCUAGAGAGACCUACAGAUUUUUAUCAAUACCUAAAGACAAAAAUAAUUCUCACAACAUGUUACCGCCCUGAAGGCUGUUCUGUCAGAUGGUUGAUCUGAAAAAUUGUGUUGAAGUAAGUAUGGCUUUAAGAAAGAGAAUUGGUACAGUGUUUUCAGUUUUAUUAUAAAAAUGCACACACAAAGAUUGUCAUUAAGUCAUUUCUUGGCUCGACUUGCAUUCAGCACUUGCUCCUGAGCAGCUUUCUUCGCUUUUACCAUCUCGACAAGUUCCUAGGAAGGGAGAAAGGGCGACAAAUUAGGAAAGCGGGGUUUUAAGAACAGAGUGGAAUACGUAAGAACUCAGAUACUAGUGAAAAGACUGAUUUCACUAAUUUGCCAGGGCGAGAAAGUUUCUCAGGUAGGCAUUUCUCUGUAAUAACUUUGGCCCCAUACUACUGUGAUAUUGAAGAGGCGACCGUAACCUCUUUCCAAUUAACAGACAUAAUCAAAAUGCUAUCUAGAACAGUGUUACAACAUCAUAACGGAAUCUAUAAACUCAGUCAUCAACCUUA
Molecule: messenger RNA, 2118 nt
Organism: Oryctolagus cuniculus (rabbit)
Lineage: Eukaryota; Metazoa; Chordata; Mammalia; Lagomorpha; Leporidae
Gene: PMPCB
Product: peptidase, mitochondrial processing subunit beta
Cellular component (GO): mitochondrion
Molecular function (GO): metal ion binding; metalloendopeptidase activity
Source: RefSeq, a predicted model, not a curated record